Molecule: messenger RNA, 2109 nt
Organism: Spathaspora passalidarum NRRL Y-27907
Lineage: Eukaryota; Fungi; Ascomycota; Pichiomycetes; Serinales; Debaryomycetaceae
Gene: MNN15
Product: putative alpha-1,3-mannosyltransferase
Exons: 2
Coding region: 1-2067 (688 amino acids)
Biological process (GO): protein O-linked glycosylation
Cellular component (GO): Golgi apparatus
Molecular function (GO): alpha-1,3-mannosyltransferase activity
Source: RefSeq, a predicted model, not a curated record
AUGAGAUGGAAACUUUCCUAUAGGCGAAUACUAUACUACCACAGUCGACAAGUACGAAGCAAAAUUCAUUAUACCAACUAUUUAUAUUCCGACUACGAUAAGUUUAUCAAGCUUUACAAUAAUGAUGUUGACACGGUUAAAACAGCACCUUUAGAUGACAAAUGUCCUACGUUUUUCAACCAAUUUCUCGCUGAGAACCCAGAUUGGACUUUCCCAAUAUACAAUUUGGCACACAGUAGAAUUGUCAAAUCUAUAGACGACAAGGAAAAAUUCGUCAGGGACAAGAAACCCACCCUUAAAGAAACAGGAAGAAAGUUGACGGAGAAACUCGAAGAAGAAUAUUCCAAGGCUGUAAACGUCACCAUGGAAAUACUGCAAAUCAUGGCCGAUACCGCCAGUUUAAUGAGAGUCUAUGGCAAAUGUUUCCUAGACAAACCACAAAAUAAACUCUACAAUCAACUCACAGAAUUAUUCUUUCCAUUCUUGACAAAUCAUCUACCCAUGUUUGAAGUUGUUACUCAAUCGGGAACCAUAGAUAUCCCCGAUAACACCUGGCCGAUAUUUGACAAGAACAACAAACUUUUAAACAAGAAACCAAUGAAAACUGAUAAUAUUAUUUCAACCAUAGUACAAAACGUUCAAGGAAAGGGAAUAGUUAUAUCCGGUGGUAAUGCACAUACCCGUGAUAUCAUGAGGUUGAUUCGAGUAUUGCGAGCAUUGAACAACCAAUACCCUAUACAAAUUGUGCAUCUGGAUUUAAACGAAAAAUCAAAGAGAUAUAUCGAGGCAGUAGCAAUAUCCGAGAUUGACUUCCUCCUUGAUCCUAAGACUUCCGAGUACAAGUAUUUGAAACAUAUUGAUUUAUUGAACGGACAUCAGGAAUACGGGUCAAAAUACCCAAAACAGGAUAUAACUUUUGUCCAUAUUAAACCAUGUAUUAAUCGAAACCACAAGAACUCAUUUCCAGGUUAUUCAAACAAAUUGCUAGCCUUGUUGUUUACUACGUUUGAGGAAGUUAUCAUGCUUGACGCAGAUACUGUACCUCUCGUGCCUACCGAUACUUUCUUCAAAUCUAAACAAUAUAAAUCUUCAGGAGCUUACUUCUUCCAAGAUCGGACAUUACGUGAUUAUAACGAGUUUUUUGAAACUAAUUUCAUGUCCAGUUUAUUUCCGGUUAAUGAAGUAUCCUUGGACUCUUUAUUCAAUAUUACCAGGGUUACAAAUAAAACCUUGAAUAACAGGUACAUGACAGGUUGGAGACAUUAUCAAGAAGCAGGGGUAGUUGCCAUAAACAAGCGACAACACUACUUGGGGUUACUCAUGACAUUACCGUUAUCACUUUGGAAAGAACCGGUUAAAUCUAUGAUUUGGGGAGACAAGGAGAUGUAUUGGGCUGGUCUUUCCAUGGCUGGAGAUGAAAAUUACGAGUUUAAUCCCAAUGCAGCUGCAUCGGUGGGACAACUCACAACUGAUCCCAAACGAAAGUUCUAUCCCAGCUCGGAUACACCUGAGUUAUGUUCUUCCCAUCCCGGUCACAUCAAUGAAGAAGGAAAACUACUCUGGAUCAACUCUGGAUUUGCAUACUGUAAGAAAAACGGGUAUUAUCGGGAUAAAUUCAAAUUCCCAUACGUGACGUUUGAAGUUAUCGAGCUUUCACAACUAUACGAAUCACCAAUUCGAAUUACGGAUGCAAUUGUUCCUCCUGAUUUACCAAGAUAUAGACAACCUGGAUCGCCCAUUGACACCGCCUACGAAACUAGUUUCCGUCAAUCGUGGAAAUUGAGACCUAAGGACAUAGACGAAAUCAAUAACGAUAAACCCAAAGAAGAACACGUCAAGGUAAUUGAAGAAUGGGGACCGCAAAGGGGAUGGGUCAAGAAUGAUAUCUGUCUGGGGUAUUACUAUUGUGCUUAUAGCGAAGUUGAUAGUUAUUUUGAUGCUGGCGAGAAAGAUAUGGGGAAGGUGUACCAGUUUAAUGAUAAUGAUAAGAAAAUGUUUGAUUAUUUAGGCAAGGUUUGGCAUACUGGUGGUACGAGAAGGUAUUUGCAAGUUUCCACACAGGGUUAGAUAGGAAGUUAAUAGACAAUACAUGUAUUAUAUAUAUGCAAA